Molecule: messenger RNA, 486 nt
Organism: Plasmodium gonderi
Lineage: Eukaryota; Apicomplexa; Aconoidasida; Haemosporida; Plasmodiidae
Product: conserved Plasmodium protein, unknown function
Exons: 3
Coding region: 1-486 (161 amino acids)
Source: RefSeq, a predicted model, not a curated record
AUGUUCCGUGAUCAUUUCAUGAGAUCGAAAGCUAUGAGAUUUGCCAAAAAGAAAUUCUUCACAACAGCAAGCACACAAAUUUAUGGGGACACAUCACUUCCAGUUGUGGGAAAAGGAACGUUAAUAGAUGUGUAUGAUAAUUAUGAAGCACUAAAAAAUAUAAAAAAGAAAUCUAGCCUUAAAUGUUCAUUAAAGAGGUUUAGAGAAAUAGUUCAAAGUGAAACAAAAGGAAAAGCAUACAAUUUCUACACAGGAUGGCCCCCGAUAAACAGGAUUAAAAUUACGCAAGACGAAAAGCUUGGCUUAUAUGGACGGAGUAUGUUUGUAUUCAACCGAAUAAAAGGAGUUAAAGGAAUGGAACCUAAUUUAUGUAUAUGUUGCAAAAACAAGAAUGUUCUUUCCUUUAACAAAUCCGAAUUUGAAUCCCUGUUAAAAAAUAUGGAUACUAUAAAGUACCAAUUACAGGAAUUUGCAAAAAAACUUUAA